GACAGCCCGAACCCCCGCGGCCGAGCCGGGAGCGAGCUGUCUCGCUGACAGGAGGCAGAGCGGCGGCCAUCCGUCCACUCUAGCAUGUCCUGCUCAGGCCCGCCCCCGUGCCGUUAACCCCGGGCUCCCGCAUCGAGCAUCGAGUACCGAGCACCACACACCGCGCCCUGCGCCCCGCGCAACACCCCGGAGAGCCCCCGGCCGGUUCCCGCACCGCACACCGGAGGGCUCGUGGGCUGGGCUCCCGCACGGAGCACCGAGCACAGCCCCUGCGAGCCAGACCCCGACCCGGCUCCCGCACCAAGUACAGAGCACCAGGGAGCGCGUUGGCCAGGCUCCAGCACAGAGCACCUUUCCGGCGAUUUCUCCGCCGGCUUCAGGCACCGAGCACCGCGAACCGAGCGCCAAGCAGCGAGCACCACCCGGCCCCGCGAGCGGCUAGCAGCCGCAUGAGGACGCGAGCGUGACCCGCAGAAGCGGCCGUGCGGGGCAGCCUGCCGGCCAGUCUCCAGGACACCGCCAUGGCCAGUGAUUCCCCCGCGCGCAGCCUGGAUGAGAUCGACCUGUCGGCGCUGCGGGACCCUGCAGGGAUCUUUGAAUUGGUGGAACUGGUUGGAAAUGGAACAUAUGGACAAGUGUAUAAAGGACGCCAUGUCAAAACAGGCCAACUGGCAGCCAUUAAGGUUAUGGAUGUCACAGGGGAUGAAGAGGAAGAAAUCAAGCAGGAAAUUAAUAUGCUGAAGAAAUACUCUCAUCACCGGAACAUUGCUACAUACUAUGGUGCUUUCAUCAAGAAGAACCCCCCAGGCAUGGAUGACCAGCUCUGGUUGGUGAUGGAGUUCUGCGGAGCUGGUUCUGUCACUGACCUGAUCAAGAACACAAAAGGCAACACGCUGAAGGAGGAGUGGAUUGCAUACAUCUGCAGGGAGAUCUUGAGGGGGCUAAGUCACCUGCAUCAGCACAAAGUGAUCCAUCGAGAUAUCAAAGGGCAGAACGUCUUGCUGACUGAAAACGCAGAGGUGAAGUUGGUGGACUUUGGGGUCAGUGCCCAGCUGGACCGGACAGUGGGCAGGAGGAACACUUUCAUCGGGACACCUUAUUGGAUGGCACCGGAAGUGAUUGCCUGUGACGAGAAUCCAGAUGCCACCUAUGACUUCAAGAGUGACUUGUGGUCUCUAGGAAUCACCGCCAUUGAGAUGGCAGAAGGUGCUCCCCCUCUCUGUGACAUGCACCCCAUGCGAGCUCUCUUCCUCAUCCCCCGGAACCCGGCGCCCCGACUCAAAUCCAAGAAGUGGUCUAAAAAAUUCCAGUCAUUUAUUGAGAGCUGCUUGGUGAAGAAUCACAGUCAGAGACCGGCAACAGAGCAGCUGAUGAAACACCCCUUCAUCAGAGACCAACCGAAUGAGCGCCAGGUCCGCAUCCAGCUCAAGGACCAUAUCGAUAGGACAAAGAAGAAGCGAGGAGAGAAAGAUGAGACAGAAUACGAAUAUAGUGGCAGCGAGGAAGAAGACGAAGAGAACGACUCGGGAGAGCCCAGCUCCAUCCUGAACCUUCCUGGGGAGUCCACUUUACGCAGGGACUUCCUAAGGCUGCAGCUGGCCAACAAGGAGCGCUCAGAGGCCCUGCGGCGCCAGCAGCUGGAGCAGCAGCAGCGUGAGAAUGAGGAGCAUAAGCGCCAGCUGCUGGCUGAGCGGCAGAAGCGCAUUGAGGAACAGAAGGAGCAAAGGAGGAGGCUGGAGGAGCAACAGAGGCGUGAGAAGGAACUGCGGAAGCAGCAGGAGCGAGAGCAGCGGCGGCUGUACGAGGAGCAGAUGCGGCGGGAGGAGGAGAGGAGGCGUGCAGAACAUGAGCAGGAAUACAUCAGGCGACAGUUAGAGGAGGAGCAGAGGCAGUUAGAGAUCUUACAGCAACAGCUGCUGCAUGAACAAGCUCUCCUUCUGGAGUACAAGCGCAAGCAGCUGGAGGAGCAGCGCCAGGCAGAGCGGUUACAGAGGCAGCUGAAGCAGGAACGCGACUACCUGGUCUCCCUGCAACACCAGCGCCAGGAGGCCAGGCCCGUGGACAAGAAGCCGCUGUACCACUACAAGGAGGGUGUGGGCGCCAGCGAGAAGCCAGCCUGGGCCAAGGAGGUUGAAGAGCGAUCGAGGCUCAACCGACAGAGCUCCCCUGCCAUGCCCCAUAAGGUUGCCAACAGGAUAUCUGAUCCCAAUCUGCCCCCCAGGUCGGAGUCCUUCAGCAUCAGUGGGGUGCAGCCUGCUCGCACACCCCCCAUGCUCCGGCCAGUGGAUGCCCAGCUCCCACACCUGGUCUCCGUCAAGUCCCAGGGCCCAGCGCUGACAGCCUCGCAGUCGGUGCAUGAACAGCCCAGCAAGGGCCUGGCAGGCUUCCAGGAGGCGCUGGGCGUCCCCUCCCACCGCGUGGAGAUGCCUCGUCAGAACUCGGACCCCACCUCGGAAACCCCCCCUCUCCCCACCCGCAUCGACAAGUUUGACCGGAGCUCCUGGUUGCGGCAGGAGGAAGACAUCCCACCAAAGGUGCCUCAAAGAACAACUUCUAUAUCCCCAGCGUUAGCCAGAAAGAAUUCUCCUGGAAAUGGUAGUGCUCUGGGCCCCAGGCUAGGAUCUCAACCCAUCAGAGCAAGCAACCCUGACCUGCGGCGUCCGGAGCCCGUCCUGGAGAGCCCCCUGCAGCGCACCAGCAGUGCCAGCUCCUCUAGCUCCAGCUCCCCCAGCUCCCAGCCCAGCUCCCAGGGCGGCUCCCAGCCCAGCUCCCAUGCUGGCUCCAGUGAGCGGACCCGGGUCCGAGCAAACAGCAAGUCUGAGGGGUCCCCCGUGCUCCCUCACGAACCUUCCAAGGUGAAACCGGAGGAGUCCAGGGAUAUUACGAGGCCCGGUCGGCCAGCCAGCUACAAGAAAGCGAUAGAUGAGGAUCUGACAGCAUUGGCCAAAGAGCUAAGAGAACUCCGGAUUGAAGAGACGAACCGCCCGCUGAAGAAGGUGACUGACUAUUCCUCCUCUAGCGAGGAGUCAGACAGCAGUGACGAAGAAGAGGAAGAUGGAGAGAGUGAGACACAGGAUGGGACAGUGGCCGUCAGUGACAUCCCCAGGCUGAUCCCCACAGGAGCUCCAGGCAGCGCGGAGCCCUACAGCGUGGGCUUGCUGGGCAGCCAUGGCCUGGAUGCCACUCACACCGACACGUUCAACAGCGGCAGCAUUUCCAGGGAAGGCACGCUGAUGAUGAGAGAGACAUCCGGAGAGAAGAAGCGGGCUGGCCAUGGUGACAGCAAUGGCUUCACGGGCCACAUCAACCUUCCAGACUUGGUGCAGCAGAGCCACUCCCCAGCAGGGACCCCCCCCGAGGGCCUGGGCCGAGUGUCCACUCACCCCCAGGAGAUGGACGCUGGGACGGAAUAUGGCAUGGGGAGCAGCACCAAGGCCUCCUUCACCCCUUUUGUGGACCCCCGAGUGUACCAGACAUCUCCCACAGAUGAGGAUGAAGAAGAUGAAGAAUCAGCUGCAGCAGCUCUGUUUACUAGUGAGCUUCUUAGACAAGAACAAGCCAAACUGAACGAAGCCAGAAAGAUUUCGGUGGUAAACGUGAACCCCACCAACAUCCGGCCUCAUAGUGACACACCGGAAAUCAGAAAAUACAAGAAGCGCUUCAACUCAGAAAUCCUUUGUGCAGCUCUGUGGGGUGUCAACCUCUUGGUGGGGACUGAGAAUGGCCUGAUGCUCUUGGACCGGAGUGGGCAAGGCAAGGUCUACAAUCUAAUCAACCGCAGGCGUUUCCAGCAAAUGGAUGUGCUGGAGGGGCUGAACGUCCUCGUGACAAUAUCAGGAAAGAAGAAUAAGCUGCGUGUUUACUACCUUUCGUGGUUGAGAAACAGAAUACUACACAAUGACCCAGAAGUGGAGAAGAAGCAGGGUUGGAUCACCGUGGGGGACUUGGAAGGCUGCAUACAUUACAAAGUUGUCAAAUAUGAAAGGAUCAAAUUUUUGGUGAUUGCCUUAAAGAAUGCCGUGGAGAUCUAUGCAUGGGCUCCCAAGCCGUACCACAAGUUCAUGGCCUUCAAGUCUUUUGCAGAUCUCCAGCACAAGCCCCUGCUUGUGGACCUCACUGUUGAAGAAGGUCAAAGGUUAAAAGUUAUUUUUGGUUCACACACUGGUUUCCAUGUGAUCGAUGUUGAUUCAGGAAACUCUUAUGAUAUCUACAUCCCAUCUCACAUUCAGGGCAAUAUCACGCCUCAUGCCAUUGUCAUCUUACCUAAGACCGAUGGGAUGGAAAUGCUUGUUUGCUAUGAGGAUGAGGGGGUGUAUGUCAACACCUAUGGCCGGAUCACCAAGGAUGUGGUGCUACAAUGGGGAGAAAUGCCCACGUCUGUGGCCUACAUUCAUUCCAAUCAGAUAAUGGGCUGGGGCGAGAAAGCUAUUGAGAUCCGGUCAGUGGAAACAGGACAUUUGGAUGGAGUGUUUAUGCAUAAGCGAGCUCAAAGGUUAAAGUUUCUAUGUGAAAGAAAUGAUAAGGUGUUUUUUGCAUCCGUGAGAUCUGGAGGAAGUAGCCAAGUGUUUUUCAUGACCCUCAACCGCAAUUCCAUGAUGAACUGGUAACAGAGGAGCACUUGGCACUUCACGCCAUGGCGGCGUUCCUAACUUAAAGAACCCAACCCGUGCGGACCUCUGCCAGGCUAGAGGCAGCCCCAGGAGGCGUGAUUGAACACACUGCUUUCCCCUUUUUCUCUCCCUCUACCCGUCCCCAAACAGUCCAUCUUCCCCUGUUGCAGCCUGGUUGAGGAGGUGAGAAAAAGGUGGCAAGAGUCUACAGGAGCCCCCAAGAAUGCUGCGUUGUCUGUGGACAAAGAUGGCGGACCCAUGCUCUUACGGUUAAGCUGUGUUAUGGCGGAUUUUGAGUUUCUGUUUUACCUGUUUUUCUUUACCCUCUUUGUAAGGAUGGGGGAGAGACUGCAUACUGAGAAAAUGUGUCUGUUUUUUAUUCUGUCUGCCUGCUAGCUUUAAGUAUAAGAUAUGUUGUGAAACAAAGCUUCCGAUCUCAAGUGAUGAGAGAGAGCACAAUAAAUGUACCUUAUCUCCUUACACUGAAGGCUGUGACCGCGUGGUGGGGCAGGGGGUGAUUUCUUUGGCCUUCACAAACCCAAAAGGUUGCUUUUUUGACAGCAACUGGCUAAUGAAUUUUUAAAAGAGAAGAGAACUACUACUUUUCCCCUGUUCUGGGAAAUAGAUUUUAAAUGGCUAAACUACUAGCCGUAGACUCAUAAAACCAACUGCUGUCUCUUAUGAGUCUGAUGGGUCCUCCUUUUCUGAGGCCAUGUGCACAGUGGGGUGUGCUGACUGAUGAGGGAGUUGGGAGCAUGACUCACCCUCAUGAGGCAUUUAUGCAACAGGUCAGGGCAAGAGACAAGAUCAGACAGAAGGAGCUUCUGGGAAACAAGCUAAGAAAUGUAGAAAUAUAAUAUGUAUGUACACUUUCUUAUUUUUUAACGUGCAAAGUUUCCUGGGGAAGAGGCCUCUCAAUUUGGGCUUCAUUAAGACUGAAACUUGAGUUCUUUCUAGGAAUUGGGGAGCGAUGUAUAUGAAUCCCAGGUUCUGGCCACGCCCAGCUUUCUCCCAAGGCCACCACUUCCUCAAGAAUGAAAACUGUGACCGAAGAGUCGAUGACGAUGGUGAUAAUGGAUGAUGAUGAUAAUAAAUGUUUCUGAGCUGCCUGUGUUAUAUCUGGGUUGGUGAGUGAAGGGACUAGACUAUGAUGCCUGCCUGAGCCGUGGCUGGCAUCCCGGGUUCAGAUUUUAAUACAUCUGAAAAGCAAGGCUUUGGCUAAAAUUCCGAGACCCUGAUCAUUUCAUCUUUCUCCAAAUUUUACCUGGCAUAUGGUAAACAACAUUUUGUGCAAAGAUAAUGUCUGUAUUCAGUUCAGAUUGACGUGUGUCCUUAUAAACUCUUACUCAGAUGAAUUGAACUUUCAUGGGACUGACUGGGAUUUUUUUCUUCCAAAGCUACAAGCAUGGCCACCUGUGGUACCAAGGUGUUGCGAAAACAAAUAUCUGUGUUGCGCUUCCUGUUUUAACCUACCUCGUUUUGUUUGUGUUUUGUUUCACUGUCCAUCGCAGCAGUGUCCUGUCCAUGAGAUAUAUAGAGAGCUCAGCUGGCAAUCAGGUGGGCUUGGAAAGGUUUCCAAACCGAGCAGUAGCUGACCAAAUUAUUCUUGAAAAAUUGGAGGGGGGGGGGUGUGACAAAAUUUUGUAAAAAAAAAAAAAAUCUGCUGAUUUCACCUCAACAACACAAAGCUGAGAAUGAGAACGAAACUCAUGUUAGGGAAAAGGAGUCAUUUCAGCCUGAUGGUUGGGGAGGGUGGGGGGCACGUUCGGGUGGGGAUGGCUAGUUAGAUGGGUAGGACCCUCCUGUGAAGGUGGCUGACAUUUGCUCUCCUUUUAAGUAGUUAAGACGCUGGGAUGGAAUCAAGGACUAUCUGGACAUCCCUGAGAUGUUCUCAUCAGGGUCCCGUUAUCUGCAAUGAAAUCCUCCCGUUCUCAUUUCCACUGCUGUGGCUCUGCUGAUGAGUGACACUGGCCUCACAAAUCCCACGCCACAAAUCCAGCAAUAAUCUUUUGGGGGGAACUGAAUUUUUCAACUACUGUAAUUGGAUGGUGACGUGGGCAAAAUCUGGCCAGAUGUGGGUCUCUUCCCCCCAAAGUGAUUGCCACCAGCUCUUUAUAUUGCUGCUGCAUCUUUUAAACCAGAAGCUUCCUUCAGUUAUGUUGCAGAAUUACCUCUGUUUUUAUGUUCAGCUUUGAUUUCUUAAAAGUGAUGAGUUUGAAACACACAGCUUUAAAAUGAUUUUUUUUAUUGUGGGAUCUUGGGUACAGUUAAAUAAAAGGGAAUCAUUGUGUCUAAAACAUAAGGUAGUUUGUGAAUGUAUUUUUUAACAAUCUAGAGUCAUGAAAACAAACCAAUCGUAAAACAAUACCGAUGCCGGCUUGUUUUCAGUCUGUACAGUGACAUGACCAUAGAACUUGAGCUUUUCCUGGUGCCAACAAUAAAACACGGACGUUAAACAUCAAGUCAUGCCUUCAUAUGUUUGUGCAGAUGUUUUACACUGAAUGUCAAGGCAAGGCCUGAGUUAAUCGAGCCAUCAGAUAGCUGUGCUUCUUACGAGAUGCCUAGACUCGUCCUCAAGACGUCUGGCUUCAUGCACACACUAUGACAGGCCCUUGAAGCCCGAAGCCAGGCAAAGUGUAUAUAAACAUUGGGACACAACACUUCCUGACUCACUUUAGUUCUUUUUUCCUUGAGGGGAGAAUUGCUUUUCAUUCAUGUUAAGAACAUCUUAACACAAGUUUCCUGAGUUGUGGAAUGAGCUUCUGAUAUUAUAGUUUUGUUUGUUUCAGUUCUUUCUGGAGAAGAUUUUGUCUCUAGAAUUUAUUUGUUUUUAUUUUAUUACCACUGGGUUAUUGCUGGUACUUGGUGCCUGCAUGACAAGUCCACUGCUCCCAAUUGCUACAUUUUUCUCUUUCUUUCUUCUCUUUCUUUUCUUUUAAUAGAGAUAGAGAAAUAAAUAGGGACAGAGAAAAUAGAGGGGAAGAGACACAGAGACAGCCACAGUACAGCUUCGUAUCUCCCACCCCACCCCUCCCCCCCUUUGAAUCUAGGUCCUCGUGCAUGGUAGCAUGUCAGCUCUAUCCAACUUUAGUUUAUAAUUUUCUACAAAGAGAAACAGGGCCCUCUUCAUCAGAGUCAAUUCCACUAUAUCCUUUAAAAUGCACAGCCCAUGGCUGAUAGGCUACCGUCUUCUCAACUGCUGGUCGGGGGCCUGGCAGGAGGCUGUCUGCAUCAGGAGGUGAUGGGAGUGGAAGGAGAGAAGGCCCCUUCAGACUCCUCCUGGUCACACUCACACCAUUGCUACUGCACACACCAUGCAGCAAGGCAGUGUGUAUAGCUCUAGACACAGCACAGUCCCAUGGCUCUGUUCAGGUAGAUCACACAGUGUUUUAAGCAAUGCUUCCAGAAGACUCAAUAGUCCCUUUACUCACAAGUGGAGAUGAAGAUACAGAUAAGUCUCCAGCAGGCCACUUGGGCUGGGCCUCCAUUUUCUUAACCUUUUGGCAUUACUAAAGGGAAGUCCUUGUACUCUUUGCAUCAAACCCACAUCUCUCUGACCCAUCAUCCCCCCUGGUUGUCAGCCCUACUAACAGUUUUCUGUCUGCUCUUGUGAAAUGUUGGUAACUGGUGUCUGCUCUCAGCCAAGCUCUAGUAUAGAAAGGGAUGUGAAAUGCAGGCCCGAGCCAUCAUGACGUUAUCCACCACCAGAAAAGGUACGGCCACGGUCUGAGCUCACAUUCCACAAAGAAAGAAAAAGGUCUUCCCUGCUCCUCUGUGUUUCUGUUCCUGUCACUGCGUUUUGGGAAUGUGGAGAAGCUUUCUGUUAAUGGUGUGUGCUUCCUUUCAAAGUCUGUCUGAAUGAGCAUCUUGCGUUUGUGCUGACCACAUUGACACAUAAAGUGUGUCACGAUUUUUCAUCAAGAAGACAGCUACUUAUGGAAAACAGUCAACCAGCUGGAGAACAGAAGAUGCAUCAUGCAAUCAAAAAUGACCCUCUUGUGCUUCAGAUAUCUCAAAUUUGGGAUAUUCCAAAAAUUCCCUCUGGAAUUUUGCUCUGACCAUCUCAACAGUUUCUCUGUAUUGCUAGUGACCUUUUAGUUCAGAGUUUCAGUCAAAUACAGCUUAACAAAUAACCUCCCCUGAGACUAGAUUAGAUACAACAUAAAAUCCCAGCCUCCAAGCAUGACUUGGCUUACCUGCUCAUAUAUUUCAUAGAUGCCACUAUAUUUUGGUCAUGUCAGUCCAGUGUAACAAAAAUCUCAAAGGGUGCUCAAAAUGGGUGUCAACUGGUCUCAUUUCUGAAGACUCAGUAAAGAGGAAAAACUCUUGGGAGCCAGGCAGUGGUGCACCUGAUUAAGCACACGUAGGACUACGCUAAGCUCAAGGACCUGUGCAAGGCUGCAGGUUCUAGCCCCCCAACUCUCCCACCUUCAGGGGGAUCACUUCACAAACAGUGGAGCAGGUCUGCAGGUGUCUUUCCCUCUCUAGCUCUUUCUCCCCUUUCAAUUUCUCUCUGUCCUGUCCAAUAAAAUGGGGAGGAAAAGCCACCAAGAGCAGUGGAUUCCUAGUGCUGACACUGAGCCCCAGUGACAACCAAAAAAGAAA
Molecule: messenger RNA, 9215 nt
Organism: Erinaceus europaeus (western European hedgehog)
Lineage: Eukaryota; Metazoa; Chordata; Mammalia; Eulipotyphla; Erinaceidae
Gene: TNIK
Product: TRAF2 and NCK interacting kinase
Exons: 33
Coding region: 522-4607 (1361 amino acids)
Biological process (GO): protein phosphorylation
Molecular function (GO): protein kinase activity; ATP binding
Source: RefSeq, a predicted model, not a curated record